Prorocentrum cordatum is the source of this 1395-nucleotide messenger RNA. The record is from the annotation of a GenBank genome assembly. Lineage: Eukaryota; Dinophyceae; Prorocentrales; Prorocentraceae.
AUGCUGACGACGGUGGUGGCGCAGGCCACGGCCGUGCCGGCCAGCGGAGAUCCCGCCGACGCCGGCAAGCUCCUCGAGAGGCUCGCGUCCCCGAACUUUGAGGGCGCGCUCGCCGCGCAGAUCUCUGGCCUGGAUGGCCUGGGUGAAGUUUCUGGCGGCGAGGUCAGCCUGCAGGUUGUGCCGAUCCCCGCGGCGGUCGCUGUCUGGAGGAGGACCACCACCACGACGACCUGCACCACGGCCUCGGAGACGACAGCAACUUCGCCUCGGGCGACGUUCGCCGACACGACCACAACAGCGCCCCCGACGGCUUUCCCGCAGGCCGCUCUGCCGGCCGAGCCCUGGCCGAACGCCACGGGGGCAACUCCGAUCGAGGGCACUUCACCGUCCCACGGAACCGCGACCACCACGACGAGCGUCAACAGCACCGCGCUGCUCGCCCUCGACGACGGCGCCCCUGGCGCCGCUGCAGCCGCCUGGGCCCUGGUGCCGCUGGCCCUUCUGGCCCUCUGCUGCGGCGCGCCGUCGCUGGCACGCUGUCUCCGCCGUACCGCCGAGCAGCCCAAGCCCACCGUCGCCCGGUUCGCGGAGCCGCGCGGUGGCUGGCGGCGGCCCGAGGCCUGGUACAACCCCGUCGUGGCGCUGGACGCCUUUCCAGAUGUCCAGGUGAAGGCGAAGGCGGAGGCCCCGUGGCCUGCGCCAGGGGAGCCCGAUUCGCGGCAGACGCUGCCAGCGGUGCCGCCGAGCUCGGGGCUGCGCUCCGUCGUGGCGUCGUUCCACGAGGGUGCAAGCGUGGAUCUCUUGGACUUGCACUCGCCGCCCCUCUCGUACUACGCAGGCGAGCCGCUGCUGCGCCCCUGGCCAUCCACUGGGCAUGCGACACCGCAUCGCGCUGCGCCCGCGCGUGGGCUGUUCCUGCCGCCAGCGCCCGCGGUGGCCGUGGAGCUCGGCGGACAAGCCGGAGCGCUCCGCUCGGGCCUCCGAGCGGAGCCGCUCGCAACGGCGGCGCCACUCGUGGCGAGCGCCUUCGCUCCGCCCGCAUCUGCGGCGGCUCUCGCGGAUCCGUCUGCCGUGGUGGCGCGAAUGCAGGCACUGGAGAUGGGCGCAGGCAGGGCCGCGGAGCCGCUUCGGGCGCGGCCCGCACCUCUGGCGCCGCCGCCGCUGGCAGCCCCAGCAGCCCACGGGGCAGGCCCCGCCCUUGCGGGCCCAGGGCAGCACAGCACGGCCGAGGUGGUGGCGCGGAUGCUCAGCAUGUGGCCUCUGGCGUUCUCGCGCACGCCUGUGAGGUGUGGAAGUACCACCGGAGAAGCAACACUUCUGAGCAUCGCUCCGGGAGCCUCUGGUGGCUUGCGGCAGGCCGAGAUGCCCACGAGUGGGGCGCGGCAGCUCCGAUGA